CUCCAGAUGUGUGUGUGUUCUCGGUAGCUUCUUGUACCGGAGAGCUUCCUGCAUCAGAACCGGUGUCGCUGCUCGUUGGACCGGAGAGGAGGACCGGAGAGGAGAGUCAGUGAGAGGAGGACUGGAGAGGAGGACCGGAGAGGAGAGUCGGUGAGAGGAGGACCGGAGAGGAGAGUCGGUGAGAGAGGACCGGAGAGGAGAGUCGGUGAGAGAAGGACCGGAGAGGAGAGUCGGUGAGAGGAGGACCGGAGCAUGGAGAGGAGCUACGACUGCCUGCUGAAGCUGCUGCUGAUCGGGGACAGCGGGGUGGGGAAGACCUGCUUGCUGUUCCGGUUCAGCGAGGACGCCUUCAACACCACCUUCAUCUCCACCAUCGGAAUCGAUUUUAAAAUCCGGACCAUCGAGCUGGACGGGAAGAAGAUCAAACUCCAGAUCUGGGACACGGCGGGUCAGGAGCGGUUCAGGACUAUCACCACAGCCUAUUACAGAGGAGCCAUGGGCAUCAUGCUGGUCUAUGACGUCACUAACGAGAAGUCCUUCGACAACAUCAGGAACUGGAUCCGCAACAUUGAGGAGCACGCCUCCUCAGACGUCGAGAGAAUGGUUCUGGGAAACAAAUGUGACAUGAACGACCAGAGACAGGUGUCCAAAGAGAGGGGGGAGAAGCUGGCCAUCGACUGCGGGAUCAAGUUUCUGGAAACCAGCGCCAAGUCUGGCAUCAACGUGGAGGAGGCGUUCUUCACGCUGGGCGGAGACAUCAUGAGUCGACUCCACAGGAAGAUGAAUGACAACAACCCGUCAGCAGGAGGGGGGGGGGCCGUCAAAAUCACAGAGAGCCGAAACAAGAAGCGGAAGUCCAGGUGUUAGACUCUUCUGCUGCUGCUGCAGUAGGCUCACCUGAGGACCUGAGGAUCACCUGAGACUCACCUGAGGCUCACCUGAGGACUCGCUUGUGGCUCAACUGAGGACUCACCUGAGGAACUGAGGCUCACCUGGGACUCACCUGAGACUCACCUGGAACCUUCUGGUUCUGAAUUAGCAGAACAGAAACAGGAGGUGAAGACGUCUCACCCGGACAGUUCUUCAGGUUAGAGCGAAACGAGGGCAAUAUUUCCUGUUAUCAUUAUUACAAAUAAUAAAUAAUAAAUAAUAUAUUAUAUAUAAUAAAUAAUAUAUAAUAUAUUACAAAUAAUAUAUAAUAAAUAAUAUAUUAUAUAUAAUAAAUAAUAUAUUAUAUAUAAUAAAUAAUAUAUAAUAAAUAAUAUAUUAUAUAUAAUAAAAAAAUAUAUAUAAUAUAUUACAAAUAAUAUAUAAUAAAUAAUAUAUUAUAUAUAAUAAAUAAUAUAUAAUAAAUAAUAUAUAAUAUAUAAUAUAUUAUUUGUAAUAUAUUAUUUGUAAUAUAUUACAAAUAAAAAACUUAAAAUUAAACAUUUAAAGUUUAUUAUCAAUAGCAGGAAGAACUGAGUUGAUAAAUAUGAUGUUACAUUAAAAACAUUGAAAAUAAAAAGAUGAAUAGUCCUGUUUAACAGCAUCUUGUGUUUCCUGUAACAUUUAGUAAUAAUUGAUUUAAAUUAAACUUAUUUUAAAUUUGCUUCAAAGAUGAGUCAGAAUGACUAAACUCUUACAUCACAAAGGUAGCGAUAUGUGUAACGUUUGUUUUAAAGGCAUUUCUAUUUUUUUAUCUGCUUUUUAAAACUUAUUUUCAGGUUAAUUUUAUAUUUAAAUUUGUCUCUAAAGUUUUAAAGAUUAAAAACAUCCUUCAGUCAGCAGCUGAUAAAUGUGUUCAUUAAUAUAAAAACUGUGAGGCGUUCACUGUCUCCUGUAAAUCAGAGUGCUGUGUUUCUCUUUUAAUAAAUUAACUGAAUUAUUGAAGCUUUUUAUAUUUUUAUACUUAAUCUUGUUUCGUAUGAAGACAGCUUCAGGAAAUAUAAAUAUCAAUUGUUAUUUUUAUCAUUUUGUUUGUUUUUUGCAGUGUUGUUGUUUCUGUUCUUCUUGUUGUCGGGCAGAUUUUGGAAAAUUAGACAUUUUUAUUUGAACUGGAGUUUGUUUACAUCAGUAGAGUUAUGUUCUCACAUUAAUCUGCACUUUAUGUAUCUGUGUUUUUCCUCUGCUAAAUAAAUUUGUUCUAACAGAAAUAAUUAAAGAAAAAAAUCCAAAUGACUGAAAUUAAUUUUGUGAAUUUACAAGAAAAAACUGUAAAUUUCUGACUUUAAUUUAUGAUUUUCUAAGUUUGUCUCUGAAUAUCCCCUCUCUGUUAGUAAUAAUAACAUGAAUAAUAAUCACCUGUCUUCACACACUGUUGGGAUUAUUAACCAUCUGUUUAUUCUUCAGAGUUCACCAAAUAUACAGUAUAUGUGUUAUUCAUUAAAAUGAAGGUGAAGAAAUUCAAUAAAAGAUUUCUUUGAAGACGAAGCCGCCAGUUUAACAUAAAUAAGAAAAUUAACAGGAAGUGACAUCAUCUUCACUUCCUGUUAAUGAUUUUGAUCUUUGAUUUGUCAGUAAAAACAUUCAAUGUGUUUUAUUUCAGCUCUUUGUUGCUAUGCAAAAUAAAUGUUAUGAAUAUAUUUAUUAUUCUCAGAUUCUCAAAAAGUCAGAAAAGAUGAUUUAUUUCUUAAAUAAAAACCUUUAUAUUUGUUUGCUUUAUUCAGCCUGUUAGAGAGAGACAAACAGAUGGAAGUUGUUACAGGUCUUAUUCUCAGAGGCUUUUAUUGGGACUUAAAAUAAACAAUAUCAGCUGUGGUGUUUUAUUUUUUCUCCUCUGAUUAAAAUAAAAAGCAACGUUUAAAAAUGA
Eleginops maclovinus (Patagonian blennie) is the source of this 2791-nucleotide messenger RNA. RefSeq names its product ras-related protein Rab-8B-like. The coding region runs from base 253 to 867 and encodes 204 amino acids. Gene Ontology annotation, biological process: endocytic recycling; Golgi vesicle fusion to target membrane; protein secretion. The record is from RefSeq and is a predicted model, not a curated record. NCBI's taxonomy places the organism in Eukaryota, Metazoa, Chordata, Actinopteri, Perciformes, Eleginopidae. Gene Ontology annotation, cellular component: plasma membrane; synaptic vesicle; trans-Golgi network transport vesicle. Gene Ontology annotation, molecular function: GTP binding; GTPase activity. The transcript is spliced from 8 exons.